Molecule: messenger RNA, 1266 nt
Organism: Uncinocarpus reesii 1704
Lineage: Eukaryota; Fungi; Ascomycota; Eurotiomycetes; Onygenales; Onygenaceae
Exons: 1
Coding region: 1-1266 (421 amino acids)
Source: RefSeq, a predicted model, not a curated record
AUGGACCGGCCCCGCCAUAUCCCAGAGCCUUCAUCUCACCCGCACCCUCACCAUCCCAGCCUCUUCGCCUCUCUGCACAGAAGAACGCGCACGGCCGAUCCGACUGCAGCUGAGGCGUCAAGGGAAGCCCGCGAAGCUGCUGGCAGAGAGGCCAGGCGGUACCUCCUUCAGGUAGUCCGCAACGACUGGUCGUACGAGCCAGCAACCGUCUCUUCAGCACCAUGCUCGUCGUCAGCCUCCUCGGAGGUGGAGUCGACGCCGCCGCCAUCCGUCCCCAAAGAUAGAGAUGUCUUAGAAUGGAGAUUGCGCGAUGAGGAUAGCUCGAACUCGGAUCGGGAAUCGGCGCAUAGGUUCAAGGGCAAUGUUAACGAUCCGUAUCGGUUUGAGUCGCCUGAUGCGGUGCAAUCUGCGAUGCUGGAGAGAAGACGCAAACGGCGGAAGCUGAUCGAGGAAGAAAUGGAGUGGAAUCACGGUCUACGCUUAUGGAUGCAGCGGCGAGACGCGUGGACCGGAGCUCGAGUCCCUGCGAAAAAGGCUGCAGAGGCGGAGCCAGAGCAACGGGCAAGCAGUGAUGAAAGCGCAGGCGGAAGCUAUAAUGACAAUGGUGACCUGGGAGCUGUCGAAGAACCGCUGUCUCGCCUUCUUUCCGCCGAUUCACUACCUGGUCCCGCUGCAGACGCCGGAUCUUCGAACCAAGCUUCUGUACCGCCAAUUUCGGACCAUACCACGAGCAAAAGUACAAUAGCUCCACAAGAAGGCCCUUCCACAGUUAUCGAUGAGCCUCUAGUCCCCAUCGUCCCGCCUAUUCUGCCGAUCUCCAAUCCGUUCCGGUCCUACACCGUCCCAGCCAACUACCUCGCCAUCUACAACAAGCUGGUGGUCGAGGGCAACACCCCUGCGGUGCCCGUCAACCUUCUACACAUGACACGCUCUCUCGUGGUGGGCUGGAAAAGAGAGGGCCAAUGGCCUCCAAAACCUACAAUCACCAAAGAUGUCCCCGUGAUCAAGAAGAGGCGGCCGCAACCCCAUGUGGAAUCAAGUGGCAGAGUAGCGGGAACGACGUCGGCACCGUCAGCGGAAGGCCCCACAAGUCGGAGGAGAUCAAUAGGCUCCAAUGUCACUGGUGCAGUGAAGAAAGUCCUUGGGUUCGCGUCCAUCCCUGGUCAUCGGUUUCAUGUUCGCGGUCAGAGCCAGAGCAGCGCCUCCUCGCCUAUGGCUGACCCGGUCGGGGAUAAAAGUAAGAACGCGGCCCGCAAGGAUUCAUGA